AUGUUUCAAAAACAAGAUGAUAAAGAAAAGACAAUCAAAAUCCUGGAGGAGCAGACCGCCAACAUUGAUGCCACUGACUGCCAAAAUGUAUGGUCAGAGUUAGAAAAGAAAAGACGGGAACUUGAAACCAUAAUCGAAUACCAGACAAAAGGGGCUAUUCUAAGAUCUAAAUCGCGAUGGUACAAUGAGGCCGAAAAAAACACUAAAUACUUUCUAAACUUAGAGAAGAGACACUGCAAACAAGGAACAAUUAUCCAACUGAAAGUUAAUGACAAAGACUUAAUCCAAUCCGACAGGGAAAUCUUACACAAGUGCGAGACCUUUUAUAAAAAUCUCUACAGUUCAAAAGUACAAGUUAACGAUUACCCGGAAGUUUUCUUUCCACCUGCACGAGAAGUAUUAAGUGAAGAAAGAAAACAGCAUUGUGAGGGUCUUUUAACUUCUAAAGAGUGUUUGGAAGCAUUAAACGGUAUGGCCACGGAAAAAACACCUGGUACUGAUGGCCUGCGGUGUGAAUUUUAUAAAGUUUUUUGGAAAGAUGUAGACGAAACACUAACAGAGGCCCUAAACUUUUCUUACCAAACAGGAAAACUCGCUGUAUCACAAAGGCGAGGAACUGUCAAGCUUAUACCGAAGAAGGAUGCAGAUCCCAACCUGAUUAAAAACUGGCGCCCAUUGACACUAUUAAACUGCGAUUAUAAGAUUGCAUCAAAGGCUAUUGCAAAUCGAAUCAAAACAGUUCUACCGGAACUUACAUCAGAAGAUCAGUCAGGCUUUAUUAAAAACAGAUGUAUCAGUGACAAUAUACGCACAUUAGAUAGUGCUAUUAAGUAUGCAGAAAACAAAGGUUUACGCGGUCUACUUCUUUUCCUCGAUUUUGAAAAAGCUUUUGACACGUUAGAGUGGUCAUUCAUAAACCAAACGUUACGGCACUUUGGGUUUGGCCCCUCACUGUUAAACUGGGUUGAACUAUUUUACUGCAAUACCGAAAGCUGUAUACUAAACAAUGGAUGGGCAAGCAAUUUCUUUGAGUUAAGUAGAGGUGUUAGACAAGGCUGCCCCCUAUCGCCUUACCUCUUCAUACUGUCCGUAGAAAUACUCGCUGAAGCUAUUCGCAAUAAGCAAGAAAUAAAGGGCAUCAAAAUCUAUAAUACCGAAGUUAAAGUAAGUCAAUAUGCGGAUGACACGACACUCAUUUUAGAUGGAACUGAAGAAUCAGUAAGAGCGUCACUGUUACUGAUAGAAGCAUUUGGGAACAUAUUUGGCCUAAGGCUGAAUAAUGAGAAAACAGAGGCCUUGUGGAUA
Porites lobata is the source of this 1305-nucleotide messenger RNA. NCBI's taxonomy places the organism in Eukaryota, Metazoa, Cnidaria, Anthozoa, Scleractinia, Poritidae. The record is from the annotation of a GenBank genome assembly.